GUGGUGGCAGAAGAAGCCGAUAAGAUCUCGACGUUAGAACAGUACGCCUACCGCGCGUUCGCCGACGCUCUCGAGUCCAUUCCCAUGGCUUUGGCAGAGAAUAGCGGACUCGCGUCCAUCGAAACCGUCACCGAAAUCAAGUCGAGACAAAUCAAGGAAAAGAACCCAUGGCUUGGAAUCGAUUGUCUCAACAAAGGAACCUCUGACAUGAAAGUACAGCACGUGAUCGAGACGUUGACGAGUAAGAAGCAGCAGAUAAGUCUGGCCACACAAUUGGUCAAAAUGAUCCUUAAGAUCGAUGACAUCCGAUCCAAUGAAGGCAUGUUUGGCUAAUAACACUCUUCACGCCAUUGUAUUGUUUUUGUAAUCAAGUUUUGAUUUUAAUAAAAUUUUCUUUAAUCUAA
Molecule: messenger RNA, 404 nt
Organism: Medioppia subpectinata
Lineage: Eukaryota; Metazoa; Arthropoda; Arachnida; Sarcoptiformes; Oppiidae
Source: the annotation of a GenBank genome assembly